AUGGAAACAACAGCAUAUUUGCAUCGUGUAGAUUCAUCAUCAUCGGCUCGCGUGGUUAUUGUUCGACAUAGUAAUGUCAAAGAGAGACCGAUAACUUCAAUAAAUUCUGAAAACAAUCUUCAGCAACCAUUGACUAUUGUUAGACCGAUUUUAACGGUAAAAAAAACUCAAAAAUCUCCGUUCAACAUGCGCCGUCGAAAAGCUAAAGAUCCAUCUUUAAUCGAGGAUCAGCGAAUAUGUACAAAAGAAAACUGUUUAAGUUGUUGCAAAAAAUUUACGGCAUUCAUGUUUUCACGUGUCGGUCUAUUUUUUGUUAUGAUCGGUUAUGUUGCGUUAGGCGGUUGGCUAUUUCAAGGUCUUGAAGCUCGCAAUGAACAAGAUAUGCGUCGUUCGAUGAGUGAAAAACUUAAUUCAACACUUUAUAAACUAUGGGAUGAAAUCUUACGCGUAAAUUCAUAUCCGUAUCACGAUAAAAGAGGAAAUUUUACAUUGUACGCAACAGAAGAACUUGAAAAAUUUGAAGCAACCGUUAUUCAACAAGUGCAGCAAGGUUUUGACGGACGAACACGACCUGGUGCAGACCCCGAUUGGAAUUAUUUUGGAGCUAUUCUUUAUGCUGUUACACUUGUAUCAACAAUAGGUUACGGCCAUAUAACAACAAAAACAGUAGCAGGGAAAAUCGCUACUGUACUUUAUAGUGCGUUCGGUGUACCAUUAAUGAUGCUGUUCGUUGCAAAUAUUGGUUCAACAAUGGCUAAAUUAUUUGCAUUUGUAUUUAGCCGUAUAAAGAUUAUAUUUUGUUGUCGAUGGAGAAAUAAAAAUAAACGAGUCAGUUUAAAAAAGACUCCACAACAAGACGAUAAAGAAACAACAAUCAAAAUCGAUGAACAACAAAUUACAAAAAAGUCGAAUCUAAAACAAACAAAAGCCGAUCAAGAACUAUUAGAGAAAGUUACCACUGAUGGAUCAUUGAAACUUUAUUUACCAGCACAAACAGAUUCAUCGUCAAAUUUACCUUCUCAAACUAACGAAAUUUCAACAUCAGAUACAAAACGAUUACCAGCUGAUAUCCGUCUAAAUAUGCUAACCGGAGCUCCAACGACUAUGAAUAAAUGUCGUUCAUUAGCGUCAUCAACAAAUACAGUCGAGGAACGAUCAAAAGAUGCACUCGAUCGUAUUAAUGAACUUAUUCGAAAAAAUUCCGUCCUAGAUACUGAUAAUACAGACAACAAUGAAGUUUGUAAUGAUGACGAUCGUUUACUAACAUCAACUAAUCAAGAUCGACGACAUCAAUUGCAUAAUAUUAGUUCAAUAGAAUUUUAUAUUAAUGAAACAAAUAAAUUAACCAAUAAUUUAGAAUCUUCGCUCGAUGAUGAAUCUAUUAUAAAGCCGGAACCAGAAAAGUCAGAUAAUGCAAAUAUAAAACAAUCGACUAUACCUGAAACUACAACAACAACAAGUCAUGACAAUACCGAGAAUAGUCUCAUUGCAAAAGAAAUUCCAAAAACGAAAACUACAAAACAAAAAUUAAAACGUUCAAAAUCUGAAUCAACACACAAUCGUAAAUCAACUAGCAAAAUAAGCAAUGAAGCUGAAGAAUCACCAACGAUAAAUAAUAAUGAAACGACUAAAUCGAGUCGUCGACGAUUUUUUCUAUGCAAAACUAAAAAGAAUUCAACCGAUGAAAUCAAUCAAAACGACUCGUUAGAACAAGUCUCAACUAAAAUUAUCAAUGAUCCAAGUCGAAAAUUAGCACGAAAAUCACAAAGUUUCGAUGAACGUUUAAGUUUUUUUCCUUCUCCACCUGACUAUGAAGAAUCAACUGCACAGGAAAUAAUUCCAUCGCCAGCAGUAACAUGGAAACCUGACAAUGAAUUAUAUUCAGCAAAAGCAACAUAUGAUUUUCCGAAAAUGACUCAUAUGGAAGACGACGACGAAGAAUAUUAUGAAGAUGAACAAAUGACUGUACCUUUACUUGUUACUGUUUUUGUCAUCCCGCUAUAUUUAACACUCGGCGCUAUAUUAUUUAAUAUUUGGGAACGUUGGGGUUUUCUUAAUUCAUUUUAUUUUUGUUUUACAACUUUAACAACAAUCGGCUUUGGAGAUUUUGUACCUGGUUCAUCAAUAACUGUUUUAGCUGCAAAAGAAAAACUUAUAUGUGCUUCAUUGUAUAUUUUACUUGGUCUUGUACUUAUUGCAAUGUGUUUUAAUCUAAUGAAAGAACAGUUAAGUCAAAAAGUUAAAAAAAUCGCUGGCAAAUGGGGGAUUUUGGAAACUUAG
Molecule: messenger RNA, 2280 nt
Organism: Rotaria socialis
Lineage: Eukaryota; Metazoa; Rotifera; Eurotatoria; Philodinida; Philodinidae
Source: the annotation of a GenBank genome assembly